Messenger RNA from Meloidogyne enterolobii, 528 nucleotides. NCBI's taxonomy places the organism in Eukaryota, Metazoa, Nematoda, Chromadorea, Rhabditida, Meloidogynidae. The record is from the annotation of a GenBank genome assembly.
AUGUUAAAGAAAAGUAUUCGUGAACCUCGUUAUUUGGAACAAAAGUCUCGUCUUCAAAAAUGUGGAAUAAACAAUAUAGUUUUAAUUGUGGAAGGAUCAACAAAUGUUUGUGACCGUUCUCUUGAACAAGCAAUUAUUUCAACUUGUGUAGACAACGAUUUUUUGGUUCACCGAACUUUGAAUAAACAAGGAACGGCCAAAUUUCUUCAAUUUUUAACAAAACGAUUAGAAGAGAAAUGCUGUAAAGAAGAGAUAAUCGGCCCUUCAUUCGAAACUCUUCAAGAAAAAUCUAAAAAACCCAAACCAAUCUCAAUUUCUGAUUGUUGGCUACGUCAAUUAACAGUCUGCCCAGGAAUGAGUUUGGAAAAGGCUAAAUUAAUUCAACAACGAUUCCCCACAUUUGGUUCACUUAUUAAAUUUUAUAAAGACGAGGGGGAUAUAAAUGAAGAAAUUCCAACAUUGCCUGAAUCUAUAACGAAGACAUUAAAUGUUUUUAUGAAGAAUGCAUUAAAAAAUGAUGAUUUUUAA